This is a messenger RNA of Leptopilina boulardi, 558 nucleotides long. Its product is annotated as ribonuclease T2-like. The record is from RefSeq and is a predicted model, not a curated record. Lineage: Eukaryota; Metazoa; Arthropoda; Insecta; Hymenoptera; Figitidae. Gene Ontology annotation, cellular component: extracellular region. Gene Ontology annotation, biological process: RNA catabolic process. The coding region runs from base 1 to 558 and encodes 185 amino acids. The transcript is spliced from 2 exons. Gene Ontology annotation, molecular function: RNA binding; ribonuclease T2 activity.
AUGAACAGUUUUUGUAAACUUUGUGCUUUUUUAGCAUUGUUUGCACAACUUUCACUGGCAGCACUUAACGACUUUGAUAUACUGGUAUUUGUUCAACAAUUUCCAAAAACAACUUGUAUUAAUUCUCGAGUACCACCAGCUCGAUGCAAUAUACCGCGAAACGAUUUGUGGACAAUUCAUGGAAUUUGGCCAACUAAAUCUGGAACAAAUGGUCCAAACAGUUGCAGGCGCGAUUUACCAUUCAAACCUGCAGAAUUGAGAACCAUAAGACGUCAACUUGAAGCUAAAUGGAUAGAUGUCAUUAGGACAAAUCCAGAAACAUUCUGGCGUCACGAAUGGGAAAGACAUGGAACAUGUAGUGUUGAUCUUGUUGAUCUUAAUACACAAUUAAAAUAUUUCAGUAAAGCUCUACAAUGGAAUAAUAGAUAUAAUAUUGAAAGUUAUUUGAGAAGAGCACGAAUUACACCCGGUCGAGCUUAUCCCUCAGCGGAUAUUGUGAGAGCAAUUAAUCGAGGAGUUGGACUUCAGACAAGAAUCACUUGCAUUACACAGGUUUAA